Tricharina praecox is the source of this 1659-nucleotide messenger RNA. Its product is annotated as amino acid transporter. Gene Ontology annotation, molecular function: amino acid transmembrane transporter activity. The record is from RefSeq and is a predicted model, not a curated record. The transcript has 8 exons. Gene Ontology annotation, cellular component: endoplasmic reticulum. Lineage: Eukaryota; Fungi; Ascomycota; Pezizomycetes; Pezizales; Pyronemataceae. Gene Ontology annotation, biological process: amino acid transmembrane transport. Bases 1 to 1659 code for a protein of 552 amino acids.
AUGCCCUCCUCACCAGCGCUACAGAUCUCCACGCUCGACAGCCAGAGUAGUACCAACAACCGCAAUAGCAAUGAGCUCCUUUACACAUCGUCCGCAACGAACUCCGAUGACGACCUGGUCGUCGCCCGCGGCCCCGACAUCUCCGUCUCUAGCCGCGUAGCUCCUCCUCCGAUCAUCACCACCGCCAGUAUCGUGAACACCACGCCGCGCACGCCGAACAGAGUGCGCUUUGCGCUCGACGAUGAUACGGUCGAGGCCGCGGUUGGGCUUGAGCCCGAGGAUGACGAGGACGACGACGAGGACGACGCCUGGGAGAAUCAUGAUUAUGCCCGCCCGGAUGAUGCGGAUGGCCGCGCGCCGCUGCUGACCGGAAUGAUGGCACCAUCGGUGGCUUUCGCUAAUGACCUCGACGACGACGACGAUUUGAUGGGGCACCAUAGGCCUAAGAGUGGGUUCUUUUCGGCAUUCGUCAAUAUGAGCAACUCGAUCAUCGGCGCGGGAAUCAUCGGACAGCCGUAUGCUUUCCGGCAGGCCGGGCUCGGCGCUGGUGUGUUCCUCCUGGUGUCACUGACUGUUGUUGUCGACUGGACUAUCAAUCUCAUUGUCAUCAAUUCUAAGCUCAGCGGAGCCAAUUCGUUCCAAUCAACGGUGCAAGCCUGUUUUGGCAAGCCAGGACUGAUCGCGAUAUCUGUAGCACAAUGGGCUUUUGCCUUCGGAGGCAUGAUUGCGUUCUGCAUCAUUAUCGGUGACUCGAUACCGCACGUCGUUACCGCUGUCGUCCCGAAAAUCAAUGAGAUACCGAUACUAUGGGUGCUCGCCAAUCGGAAGGCUGUCAUCGCGAUUUAUACCUUGGGGAUCUCGUAUCCCCUUACGCUCUAUCGAGACAUAGCGAAGUUGGCCAAAGCAAGCGCCUUUGCUCUAGCUAGCAUGAUUGUUAUCGUUGUCACGGUCGUAACGCAAGGGUUCCAGGUGCCAGCCGCAGACCGGGGAAACUUCUCCCUACCGCUUCUGACCGUAAACGAUGGCUUCUUCCAGGCAAUUGGCGUUAUAUCAUUUGCAUUCGUUUGCCACCAUAAUUCGCUCCUCAUCUAUGGCUCCCUCAAAACCCCCACAAUCGACCGCUUUGCGCGGGUAACGCACUACAGUACCGCCAUAUCUUGCGUGAUGUGCCUCCUAAUGGCGCUAUCAGGCUUCCUCACGUUCCGCGACAAAACGGCCGGCAAUGUCCUCAACAACUUCCCGAGUGACAACUGGAUGGUGAACGUAGCACGACUGUGCUUCGGCCUAAACAUGCUAACCACACUUCCGCUCGAAGCAUUCGUCUGCCGCGAGGUGAUGGAAACCUACUUCUACCCCGACGCCCCCUUCAGCAUGAAGCGGCAUCUGAUAUUCUCGACGGGACUUGUGGUCUCAGCCAUGUCCGUCGCCCUGGUCACUUGCGACCUCGGCGUCGUGUUUGAGCUCGUCGGCGCUACCAGUGCCUGCGCUCUCGCCUACAUACUCCCGCCGCUGUGCUACAUCAAGCUUGCCACUAAGAGCCGGAAGACGUACAUCGCCGGCGCGGUCGCCGUCUUUGGAGUAUUAGUUAUGGUCAUCAGUCUCGUGCAGAGCGUUCUCAAGAUCAUACAUGGAGGAGGUGGGGAGGGGAAGUGUAGGUGA